This is a messenger RNA of Amoebophrya sp. A25, 495 nucleotides long. The record is from the annotation of a GenBank genome assembly. NCBI's taxonomy places the organism in Eukaryota, Dinophyceae, Syndiniales, Amoebophryaceae.
GCAAAACAUCAAUGAGCCUGCUUUGCCACUCAAAGCAGCGAAGGCCGAGUCUACGUCUAGUGCUACGGCUACGAGAGUCAGAGCUACAAAUAGAGACGCGAACAAUACGAGUGCAGCAGGCAGUGCCAGUAUUGCAUGCGUUGACUUUAGAAAUUGGCUCUAGGAUACCUUAAACUUGUUAGCUGAUCAGAGUUAUCAUUUGCCCUCAUAGUACGACUGGCGCUGAAAAUUGCUGUCGUCCAAAAAGGAAAAGAAACAAAUACUGAGGGCGGUGGAGUAGAGCAACUCUCUACUUCACUAAACGACUUGAGCUGCUAUCGCAUCUGCAACUUUGCUUGUGUCACUACAUGGAGGAAAUCUAGAAUUAUUAUUAUACUUGCCCUUACAGCGUACCAUUUGUAUUUUCUGCUUUUUGUUUUUGAUUCUACUCGAUGUAUUCAUCGUAUGCUUAUCCUUGUCCACAGAAAGCGCCUCACAGCACGCUGCGGUGCCGAC